Molecule: messenger RNA, 2156 nt
Organism: Procambarus clarkii (red swamp crayfish)
Lineage: Eukaryota; Metazoa; Arthropoda; Malacostraca; Decapoda; Cambaridae
Source: RefSeq, a predicted model, not a curated record
GCCGCCGCCGCCACCGCUACCGCCAACUGUAGUGAUGUCGCCCCUACUGCUUCAUCCUCAGCAGAGCAUUUAUUAUCUUCGCCCUCAAAUGUUACCUGUGCUUACUUCGUCGUAACGUCGUCGUCGUCGUCACUGCACUAUCGAAGAUCUCCGACAACGUCAUCACCGCUCUUGUGACGUCACUGUUACUCGUGACGACAGCCCAAGCUUCGUGGCGCUGCCGCUGCACGCGCUGCUGUCGUUCCCUAGAAGUAAACAAACACCACACACAAGCUACCUCCACGCUCUAUUGACAGUGUUUCAGUGGGCUACUGUUAAACUUCCUAUCAUAUAUUUUCCAAGUUACAGCAACGGAGUAUCUUAACAAAGAAAACCCCAACUGUCCAGCAGCAGGGCAGUCGGCUCCGCCCACCAGUACCAGAGAGCGCGUCCCCACCCUCCAAUAGCACCCAGUUAACUUGCUAGGCUCCCCACCUGGCGGUUGUGGGAGCAUACGCAUCUUAGCGGUCACUGGUGGUACGCCUUUUGACGGUCGCUGACAAUAAUAUCCUCGUUGACAAUUUCGAAGCAAAUUACAGUUCCUCGUUAGCCGUCCCUCUUGUCAACAUCAAAUGGCGAGUGCAGGAGACUCAGGACCUGCCAGACCGCAGGACAACAUAACAGAGGCUCACGUGAAGGCGGCGCUGACGGCGGACAAGGGCAGCGAGGCCGACCUCGUCUCCUGGAGCGUUAAAGACUUCACAGACAAGGGCGACAACUACGCCACCAUCGUCUCCAGCGUCAAUGUCAAGUUCUCCCUGGCAGGACAGGAGCAGACUACUUCUUAUGUGAUUAAACUCAAACCUCAAAUGGCUCCCGGUGAUGUUAUUGCUGUGUUUUUUACAUCGAUUUUCAAGAAAGAAGCAGAAUUUUUCCAGGAAAUCCUUCCACUGCUCAACGCUGAACUCACGACCCGAGGACUCUGCUGUUUACGGAUGGCGAAGUGGUUUAACACAUCAUUAGAAAAAGACAAAGAGAUGAUUUUCCUGGAGGACCUCCGCUCACGUGGGUUUAAAAUGUUUGACCGCAAGAAGGGAAUGGACGUGGCCCACGCCACCCUCGUCCUGCAGGAGCUGGCCAGACUCCACGCCGCCUCCCUCCUGCUGAAGGCCACGGCACCCGAGCAAGACCUGGCAGACAGGUUCACACAUAUUAAAGUUGACUGGAUGAAUUACUCACAAAAUGCAAGGAAAACAAUUAAUGAGAUGCUCUCUCAUUACUGUGUGAACGCUGAGGCAUUACUACAUGACAUAGAAGGUUACGAGGUAGCAAAACAGUGGCUGGCAAAACACAAAAACAACAGCGCUGAUCUUUUCGAACAGCAGCUGGCGAGAAGUCCCAAGUUUGAUGUCAUCUGUCAUGGUGAUUGUUGGAACAAUAAUGUCCUUUUUAGAUACAAUGAUGAAGACGAGCCCGUUGAAGUGAUGUUAGUUGACCUCCAGCUAAACCGUGUAGCCUCCCCGGCCACCGACCUCAACUACCUCCUCUACACCAGCCUCCACGGCAACGACAGGAAGGCCAACUGGCGGGACUUCCUCUCCUCCUACUACAACACCUUCCAGGGUGUGAUGGAGGCCGGGGGUAGGGACAUGCCCUUCACCCUGGAGGAGCUCCAUCAGGAGUACAGAGACAAGAUGGAAUACGGGAUGUUCUUAGGUACAAUGACGGUGUCGAUUGUGAUGUUCGAAAGCAAUGAUAUUCCUGAUAUUGAUAACUUAAAGGAAGAAGACAUUCCGAAAUUCUUUGAGGAGAAUCGUCAAAAAACUCUUGAUAUGAUGAAAGAGAAUCCACUCUUUCGAUCUCGGUUUCUGGCCAUAUAUGAUGAACUGGUUCAGUAGAGAGCCAUCAGGUCUUAACACUGUCCAGUGAAGAAAUAUAUGUACAAUAUACAUAUAUGUACAAUAUACUGUGGGUACCACUUCUGAUGUAAUUGUAGGGACCCAUAGCAUCGAAGAAAAUAAAGAGUAUUCAGAGGAAAAUUAACGUUUGACUUUAAUACUUAUGAGUAUUCCAUUCACCAAUGUAAAGGUUAUUGACCCAUAAGUCUUAUAUUUUACUCACCAUGCGUUUGAAACGUUUUGUAAAUUUAUAAUAAGUGUAAUACAUUCUAUAGUUAA